Molecule: messenger RNA, 1293 nt
Organism: Ilex paraguariensis (yerba mate)
Lineage: Eukaryota; Viridiplantae; Streptophyta; Magnoliopsida; Aquifoliales; Aquifoliaceae
Source: the annotation of a GenBank genome assembly
AGAGAGAGAGAGAGAGAGAGAGAGAGAGAGAUGAGCAGGAACAGAGUGUUGGUGGUCGGAGGCACAGGCUACUUAGGUCAGCACCUAUUGCAAGGCCUUUCAGAGAUCAAAGAAACAACUCCUUCCUACGAUCUAGCAUUCACUUACCACUCAACUCCUCCUCCUCAGGCCUUGGUCGACGCCAUUCCUCACAGUUUCCCUUUCCAUGUCGAUUUGCGGACUGGUCAUGGGUUCGAUGCCAUCUCACAAACAUUUGGCCAGCCUCAUGUGGUGAUCAAUUGCGCUGCACUUUCCAUACCUCGUGCCUGUGAGAUGGAUCCUUCGUCGGCCAUGUCUAUUAAUGUGCCUUCUGCUCUUGUAAAAUGGUUAUUAAACUUCAGCGAGGGCAGUACUCUUUUGAUUCAUCUGUCAACUGAUCAAGUUUAUGAAGGGACAAAGUCCUUCUAUACAGAAGAAGAUGGGACUGAACCUGUGAAUGUUUAUGGUAAAUCCAAAGUGGCAGCAGAACAAUUUAUAUCUACAAGCUGCUCAAACUUUGCAAUUUUGAGAAGCAGUAUUAUCUUUGGACCACAGACCAUCUCACCAGUUCCAAAGUCACUCCCAAUUCAGUGGAUGGAUAGCAUUCUUGCUAAAGGAGAUAGAGUGGACUUUUUUCAUGAUGAGUUUCGUUGCCCUGUCUAUGUCAAGGAUCUCGUGACAAUCAUACAAACAUUGACUUACAGAUGGAUCUCAGGUUCGGCAUCUUUUCUUUGUGUCUGUAUGCAUGUUGUGAAUGUGGUUGUGCUCUUUUGCUAAAUUUUUUGUCAUAAUCUCUUCUUUUAAUGUGUCAUCAUGAGUUUAAUCUGCUGUUACUAUAAGGAAUAUAUGUUCGAGGGAGAUAUCACUUUUUAAGACCUUUGAAAGUGAAACUCCUUGUCGUUGAGAAGCAUGUACUACGGACAUUAUUUGAUUUAUCUCAAAUCUUGUAUAAGAAGCAAUAGUUGAACUGUGGAAGUGUUUUUGUUCCUAUCAUAUCCCGGAAAAAGAUUGAGGUGUCUGCACGACAAAAUUUGCAUGUAGGAUAUUCACAUCACUCAACUUAAAAUUUUCAACUAGCAAAUUAUGAAAUAAGUUCCUGGUAUCAAAUGUUACCAUAUCAUAAGCUUCUCAUAGAAUUCCUGUGUACUUAAGCCUUAUCAGUUUGAUAUCCCAUGCAUCCUGCAAUGUCAUCCAUACUAGUGACACUAUAAUAAGGUCAAUAUUUCCGCUGUUGUUGGGGGCUAAAUAGAGGUGGGUUUUUUUUUUUAACUACAG